UCACGUCAAAAUAAAGGACUGUGCAAAUAUGCCAAUGUGGCUUUCAAAAUUACCAAAAACGUGGAGCCUUUGACAGGCAGGAGAGUAGUACGUAAGCCAUUCUCGGAGCAGAGAGAGAGAGUUGCACUUGCAGCGAGCGAGUGUAUGAAAGGAUCAUCGGUAUUUGAAUGUUCAAAAAUAAAACUCGCUCCCCCUCUCUCUCACAUUCAUGCUCUUGGACUUCCCUCUCACCCAACCCCCUCUCCCUCUCUCUCAUCGACGCUUCUAACGGAUGGAUAAUUUUCGGCAAAAGAGGUCCAAGAUAUCGGGCAUUACUGAUCGGAGCUCCGGCGAAAGGUUUUCCUCGACUGUGCGAGCUCACCGAGAAGGAAACAGGCAGGUUCAAAGGGAGAGGAACUUUCCAAAAGUGGCCUCCGAUUCUAGUUCUUGCAGUAGUGGUACUGCAGAUGAAAAUACUUUCACAUUUGAAUUGGACUGGAGGUCUUCAAAACAAUCUGUUGGAACUCCGAUAAAGAAGUUAUUAGCUGAAGAGAUGUCAAGAGAAACUGAAUCCAAAAGGAGGUCUCCAAGUGUUAUUGCCAAAUUGAUGGGUCUUGAUGGGCUGCCACCUCAGCAGCCUGUUCACAGACAGCAAAAAAAGUACUCAGAGAAUUAUAUUAAUAGGAAAACAUCAGUAGAUAGAGCACAGAAGAGUGGCAGAUUUUAUGACCUUCGAUCGUCUAGUAGAAAUUCCAAGGAGGAGCAAGAAUUUAAGGAUGUAUUUGAGGUUUUGGAAACGUCAAAGAUGAAGAAUGGCAAUUGCUCAUCACAGGAAGCUACAAGCUCAAAGCUUACUGAUGCUGAGAUGGAAUUUAUUAGGCAGAAGUUCAUGGAUGCUAAACGUCUUUCCAGUGAUCAGAAGCUACAGGAUACAAAGGAGUUCUACGAUGCACUUGAGGUGCUAGACUCUAAUAAGGAUCGUCUUCUAAAAUAUCUUCAACAACCAGAUUUGUUAUUCACAAAGCAUUUGCAUGAUCUGCGAGGUGCUCCUCCCCAAACCCAUCGGGGUCGCGUAGCAGCUGUAGAGUUCUCAGAUGCGCACAAGCAUGAAAACAGUGAACUUGGGAAAUCAGCGAGACGAACUCCUUGGAAAAACUACAGUAGAUCUCCUCGGAAGCAUUGCGAUGGUCUAUUUAGCCACCCUGACAGUAGACAUGCUGCUUAUAAUGCACUCAAUUCAGCAAAUAUUUCAGUGGAGCAGAAGGAUAAGUUGGCAACUCUGCCUACAAGUAUAGUAGUGUUAAAACCAAACAUUGGGAAGGCCCAAAAUGGUGCCAAUCCUGCUUCAUCACCUUGUUCUUUGCAUGGUUUUCUGUCAGAUUGUGGGGCACCGAUAGAAUUUUCGAGUGUCAAAAAUAGGAAGGGAGACUCAUGUGGGAUGAAGAACUUUCCUGAUCGUGCUGAGCUUUCAAGGCAUAAGUCCAGGGAGUCUAGAGAAAUUGCUAGGGAAAUAACUAAACAAAUGAGAAAGAGUUUUCGUGGUGGUUCAAUGAAUUUUUCAUCUGCUGGAUUUAGAGGAUAUGCUGGGGAUGAGAGUUCAUGUGACAUAUCUGGAAAUGAAUCAGAGGCGAUUACAGUGGAUUCCAGAAAUUCAUUUGACUUGAGUAACCAGUACAAGCCUUCAUCAUCCCGUUCAGCUGAAUCCUCUGUGAGUAGGGAGGCGAAGAAAAGACUCUCAGAGAGGUGGAAGAUGACUCACAAGUCUCAAGAGUUUGGAGUGGUUAGCAAGGGCAACACACUGGCUGAAAUGCUUUCUGUCCGUGAUAAGGAUUUAACUCCAGCAAAUUUCAGUGGUGUGAUUGGUGAGGAUGAAAUUAGUGACAAAUUUGCUAGUGAAGAUAGACCAAUGGGGUGGGUUGAGCCCUUGGGAAUUAGCAGUAGGGAUGGCUGGAAAGAUGGAUCUAUGAGAAAGUUAUCAAGGUCAAGAUCACUACCUGCUUCUUCUACUGCUUUUGGAAGUCCUAAGACAAGCAAACACAGGGAAACUUUUUAUGAGGACAGGUAUCUCAUGCCAAAUGAGACCUUGAAGAAGGAAAGAAGCAAGAGAGUAAAGGGUAAAUCUGAUUGGAGAGAAGGAUCAGUCACUAACAAGUCAAGAUCUAGUAGUAAGAAGUCUCAUUCUUCUAGCUGCACAGUCAUGGAAAGUAAUGGGUAUUUGGCAGAGAUUCAUACAAGCCAGAAUCAAGUGAAGGCUAGCCUUGAAAAUAUUAAUCCAUCUGAAAAAGAUGUUAUGAUCCUCGAGACAUCAGUUAGUAAUGUCAACAAUACGAGUCCAGGCCCUGAAAAUGUCGUCGAUGUGAGUGAUGAAAAUACGGACAUGCCCUCUGAACCUCCUGAUGAGCUGUUACCAGACAAAACAGCUGGCAUGGGUGUAAAAAAUGAUAUCUCUGCUGGUGGCCAAGAUAUCUUAAUUCUACAGGAACCAUCGAUUGGGCCAUCCGAGGAAGGUUCAGUUUCAUUGCUUCACCCUCCACCUGGACUAGAAUCACCAGUUAGCUCCAAGGUGGCUGAUCAGCCCAGUCCAGUUUCAGUUCUGGAAGCUCCCUUUACAGAUGAUUUGUCAUCAUGUUCUGAAUGCUUUGAGAGUCUCAAUGCUGACAUCCAUGGGCUUCGGAUGCAACUUCAGCUACUCAAAUCAGAGUCAGAAGCAUAUGCAGAGGGACCCAUGCUCAUAUCAAGUGAUGAAGAUGUUGGGGAAGGAUCCAUUUUAAAUGAGAAGGGGUUUUGUAGAACUGAAGAGACUUGGGAGGCUUCGUACAUAAUGGACGUCUUAAAUGACUCUGGUUUUAAUGAUUUUGAUGCUGAUACGUUCACGGCCAUGUGUCACUCUUCUGAAUGUCCGGUGGAUCCCUCCAUGUUUGUAGAACUUGAGAAGAAGUACUGCAGCAAGACUUCUUGUCAGAGCUCCGAGAGGAGGUUACUGUUUGACCAGAUAAAUUCUGCACUCGCGGAGACCUACCAGCAAUUGACAGAUGAACAUCCAUGGGCGAGGCCUACAACAAGAAUUGGUUCUAAGUGGAUUAAAGGUCAGCUCCAAGAUAGGCUGCAGGUGUUGUUGGCAGGACAAGAGAAGAAAUUAAACAAAGACGUUCUGGGCAAGGUCUUGACAAGGGAAUCACAGUGGUUGGCUUUGGGAGACGACAUUGGUGCAAUAGGUAGGGAAAUCGAGCAAUUGUUGACAGAUGAACUAUUAGCAGAGGUAGUAGAAAUGGCUAUGUAGUGGUAGUAGUGUAGAGAGAUUUGGAACCCAACGGCUAUAUUUGGUCUAUUAGGUUACGUGAAUGUAAAUGGAAUGAUAUUGAAAUAGUCAUUUCAUGAGAGAAUAUGAAUAAAAAGGAACAAAAUCUUUACAACGAAA
This is a messenger RNA of Carya illinoinensis, 3397 nucleotides long. RefSeq lists its product as uncharacterized. The coding region runs from base 272 to 3259 and encodes 995 amino acids. The transcript is spliced from 6 exons. The record is from RefSeq and is a predicted model, not a curated record. NCBI's taxonomy places the organism in Eukaryota, Viridiplantae, Streptophyta, Magnoliopsida, Fagales, Juglandaceae.